GACAAAGGCAGGCAGGAAGCCCUUCGGCUUGGCAAUGCGUGCGAGCGGAGAGAGCGCAAAUGCAGACUGAAACCCCACUCCUUUUCUGAUAACGGAGAGGAAGAGAGACAGAGAGAAGAAGCAGACUGGAAUUCCAACCCUCCUUGUAUUUAUGGUAGUUUAAAGGUCUCUUUUGAAAAUGUAUGACCGUUUGGAUCCUCGGCGCGAGCCUAGACGUGUUUCUAAAGGCAUCGUAGGUUGCGUCGUCUGACCGAGGAGGGCUCGGGCGCUUUCCGUUCCUAUCCUUCGCUUCCCCCCUCUUGGUGAGGGGCUAUAUUGGAACAAGGUUUUGGGGCUUUUGCAUUUGAAUUCUACUGCGCAACCAGACGGAUCACGUGGGAUGUGGAGUUGAUCGAUUUGCGCCGUUAAAUGUGAAAAGAGGAACGGGGAAAGGUUUGUUAAAAAGCAUAUCCGCUUUCUUCCGGAUUACAGGGGACUCUACUUUUACGGAGGAAAAUACGUCGGUGGGCUCGGGGACCCGGAGUGAUUUUUAUGCCUGUUUAAAAUGGAGACGCACAUAUCGUGCCUCUUUCCGGAAAUUUUAGCCAUGAUUUUCAGCUACUUGGAUGUAAGGGACAAAGGCAGGGUGGCCCAAGUGUGUGCUGCUUGGAGGGACGCUUCCUACCACAAGUCUGUGUGGAGGGGGGUGGAAGCCAAACUGCAUCUGCGGCGGGCCAAUCCUUCUCUCUUCCCCAGCCUACAGGCCCGCGGAAUCCGGAGAGUACAGAUUCUCAGUCUGCGGCGGAGCCUCAGCUACGUGAUCCAGGGGAUGCCAAACAUCGAGAGCCUGAACCUGAGUGGCUGCUAUAACUUAACGGAUAACGGCCUGGGGCACGCGUUUGUCCAGGAGAUCCCUUCCCUUCGGGUUCUAAACCUUAGUCUGUGUAAGCAGAUCACGGACUCCAGCCUGGGCCGGAUCGCCCAGUAUCUGAAGAACCUGGAGGUUCUGGAACUGGGCGGGUGUAGUAACAUCACCAACACGGGGCUGUUGCUCAUAGCGUGGGGUUUACACCGGCUCAAGAGCCUCAAUCUCCGCAGCUGCCGGCAUGUGUCUGACGUGGGCAUCGGGCACCUGGCGGGCAUGACCCGCAGCGCAGCGGAGGGCUGUCUCAACCUGGAAUACCUGACGCUGCAGGACUGUCAGAAACUUACGGAUCUGUCCCUCAAGCACAUCUCGAAGGGCCUGGCUAAGCUCAAAGUUCUUAACCUGAGUUUCUGUGGCGGGAUCUCUGACGCAGGUAUGAUCCACCUCUCCCACAUGACCAGCCUCUGGAGCCUUAACCUGCGCUCGUGCGACAACAUCAGUGACACGGGCAUCAUGCACCUGGCCAUGGGCACGCUGCGGCUCUCCGGGCUAGACAUGUCCUUCUGUGACAAGAUAGGGGACCAGAGUCUGGCUUACAUCGCCCAGGGCCUGUACCAGCUCAAAUCCCUGUCCCUGUGCUCGUGCCACAUUAGUGACGAUGGCAUCAACAGGAUGGUGCGCCAGAUGCAUGAGCUGAGAACCCUGAACAUUGGACAGUGUGUGCGGAUUACAGACAAAGGACUGGAGCUCAUUGCCGACCACUUGACUCAGUUGACGGGGAUCGAUCUGUAUGGAUGUACUAAAAUCACGAAACGGGGACUGGAAAGGAUAACGCAGCUCCCAUGCCUUAAAGUUUUGAAUCUGGGACUUUGGCAGAUGACAGAGAGUGAAAAAGUGAGGUGAAACUAACUUGGCGAGGAUUAGUUGGGGAGGGACACACACACAGAGAGGAGAAGGGGUAACGGAGCAGGAGACCAGUGGGCGGGGAAAUGUUCCUUCUAAAAAAUAUAUAUAUAUCCUCUGCUCUCAAUCUCGUCGUAGUUGGAUAUUUUCUCAUUCAAUGUAACUUAAUGCUACAAAACUGUGAUUAAAAAAUAUGUUGCGCAAUUUUAGGCCAAAUGAAAACAAGAUUAAUCUUCAUCAAAUGCAUGUUUUCGUUAUUAACAACACAAUAUCCCGCCCCCGCAUUAUGAAGACAAACUACUGUUUAUUAUUCCUAAAGAGUCGCAAUAUUUAACUUCAAACUCUCCAACUAUCGCGCCUAAUACAUUUGGCUACCUCGUUUAUCAAUGUGUUGUAAUAAAUCCGUGUAUUCUUUAAAAAGAAAGAGAGGAGAUAAAUUGUGCCUAUAGACAGUAGUAGUCCCCUCCCCCAACGCGUCUCGCGCUUGGAGAAUCCUAGCAGCAAAAAGAAACGCUCUCUAACUAUCUUUGUGUUCUUUUGCCCAGAAACGCUUUACAAUGAAGAAGAGAAACGAACACAUUUUCGUUUAAAAGGACUGUUCACACUCAGACAAAAAUAGGGACAUUAUGCAAAUUAAAACGGACUGGUCUGUAUCCAAAAUCAUUUUAUUUUUGUUUUGUUUACUUUUUAGCCCAACUUAAAGGCCUUGUAGCCUUGGAUUCAAGCUUUGAAUAAUGGGACCCUUCCUUCCCUAUAUUAUUUUGGUGUGUUUAUGCUUAUGGAAGCAGAUAUUGGCGAAUUAUUGCUGUUAUUCAGAGCGUUGUACUUCAAAUUGAAGUGAUUUCUAUAAUAGAAAUGAUGCCCCUUUUUCUCAAUCAGGUGUUUUCCAACUAAUCCUCCAUAUCCUCUAGAAUAUGGGUUGCUACCUUUUUAAACACAAUCAUACGCACUAGUCCACAAUAACAACAGAAGAGAAACUCCUUUGGAAUAGAAUCUAAAUACACGCUUUAGAAUUAAGAAGCAAUCGAUCCUUAUUUUCUCGGCUUCCAUGUGAAUGCGUGUCAGGCCUACAUGGAACCUAUGGGAUCGUAACAUGACGUUAUGAGCGAACUGAACUGCAACAUGUAUUGAGUCCUGCUGAGAGACUACUGUGUUUUAAUGUACUGUAUAUGUGUUUGUAAAAAAAAACAGAAUCCAAAAUGAAAUUGUUUUAUAUUCUUACAGUAAACAUUAAAGUUGAUAUUUAUAUAAUAAAUGAAAAGGUAAUGUGG
Messenger RNA from Oncorhynchus gorbuscha (pink salmon), 3018 nucleotides. RefSeq names its product F-box/LRR-repeat protein 14-like. The record is from RefSeq and is a predicted model, not a curated record. NCBI's taxonomy places the organism in Eukaryota, Metazoa, Chordata, Actinopteri, Salmoniformes, Salmonidae. Gene Ontology annotation, biological process: SCF-dependent proteasomal ubiquitin-dependent protein catabolic process. Gene Ontology annotation, cellular component: SCF ubiquitin ligase complex. Gene Ontology annotation, molecular function: protein binding.